Messenger RNA from Kickxella alabastrina, 783 nucleotides. RefSeq names its product orotidine 5'-phosphate decarboxylase. Gene Ontology annotation, cellular component: cytosol. NCBI's taxonomy places the organism in Eukaryota, Fungi, Kickxellomycota, Kickxellomycetes, Kickxellales, Kickxellaceae. Gene Ontology annotation, biological process: 'de novo' pyrimidine nucleobase biosynthetic process; 'de novo' UMP biosynthetic process. Bases 1 to 783 code for a protein of 260 amino acids. The transcript has a single exon. Gene Ontology annotation, molecular function: orotidine-5'-phosphate decarboxylase activity. The record is from RefSeq and is a predicted model, not a curated record.
AUGGCUUCUUUCUCGCAACAGACCUACGCCUCGCGCGGCGAGCGGCACCAGCACCCGGUGGCCAAGCAGCUGUUUGCGACGAUGGAGCGCAAGCAGAGCAACCUCUCUCUAGCAGCAGACGUGAGCACAAAGGCCGAGCUCCUUGCUCUGGCCGAUAAAGUGGGCCCGUACAUAUGCGUGCUCAAGACGCACAUCGAUGUGAUUUCUGACUUUGACACCGACCUGGUCGAGCAGCUGCAGGCAUUGUCGAUAAAGCAUGACUUUUUAAUCUUCGAAGAUCGCAAGUUUGCGGAUAUCGGCAACACAGUCAAGCUGCAGUACGGCGGGGGCGUGUACCGCAUUGCUGACUGGGCGCAUAUCACAAACUGCCAUGUUAUUCCGGGCGAGGGCAUUAUCCAGGGGUUGGCCGAGGUCGGAGUACCCAAGGGCCGUGGGCUGCUGCUGCUGGCCGAAAUGUCCAGCAAGGGCAUGCUGGCGACCGGCGCGUACACCGACAAGAACAUCGAGAUGGCUGUCAGAAACGACUUUGUCUUUGGGUUUAUUGGAUCACGUCGAUUCACCGAGGAGCGCGACCUGGUCACUAUGACGCCGGGUGUCGGCUUGCACGCCUCUGGGGACGCCCUUGGCCAGCAGUACCGCACCCCCGAGCUGAUAAUCACCGAGAACGGCUCGGAUGUUAUUAUUGUCGGUCGUGGCAUCUACGGCCCGGGCAAGGAUGCCGUCGCCGAGGCUCAGCGCUACCGCGAGGCCGGCUGGAACGCGUAUUUGAAGCGCCUUGAGUAG